AUGGCCACCGGCAAAAUUGUACAGGUAAUUGGUACCGUAGUUGACAUCGAGUUUCCCGCCCAGGAGUUGCCCAGUCUCUUCGACGCGGUGGUGGCGGACAACAACGGCGAACGGCUGGUGUUGGAGGUCCAACAGCACAUGGGCAACAACUGGGUGCGUUGCCUUGCCCUGGGUGCGACCGAUGGUCUGGCGCGCGGCGUCGAGGCCAUUGACACAGGAGAGCGCGUGACCGUUCCGGUAGGGCCUGAAACUCUCGGUCGGCUGUUCGACGUUACGGGCACCCCGCUUGAUAAUUUGGGACCGGUGGAGACCCCUUUGCGCUGGCCCAUCCACCGCGACCCGCCGGCAUUCGACGACCAGAGCCCCAGCAUCGAAAUUCUGGAAACCGGCAUCAAGGUGUUUGACCUGAUCACUCCCUUUAUGAAGGGCGGCAAGAUCGGCGCCUACGGAGGCGCCGGGGUCGGCAAGACCGUGAUCAUUCAGGAGCUCAUUCGCAACAUUGGCGCGGUCCACCAGGGUGUGUCGGUGUUUGCCGGCGUGGGCGAACGGUCCCGUGAGGGCAACGACCUCUGGCACGAAAUGCAGGAUUCCGGAGUACUUUCCAGCACUGUGUUGGUCUUCGGACAGAUGAAUGAAUCCCCUGGUGUGCGCGCUCGUAUCGGGCUGACCGGGCUGACCAUGAGCGAGUAUUUCCGGGACGAGCAGAAUCAGGACGUGCUGCUCUUCGUCGACAACAUCUACCGGUAUAUUCUGGCCGGCAUGGAAGUGUCGGCGCUUCUAGGCCGGAUGCCCUCGGCGGUGGGAUACCAGCCCACUCUGGGCACCGAGAUGGGCGCACUCCAGGAACGCAUCACCUCUACUCGGAGCGGUUCCAUCACGUCGUUCCAGGCUAUCUAUGUGCCUGCCGACGACUACACCGAUCCUGGUAUCGUCACCACCUUUGGCCACCUCGACGGCGUGGUCUCACUUGAACGUUCGCUGGCAGCCCAGGCUCUGUAUCCGGCGGUGGAUCCGCUGGCGAGCUACUCCCGCAUGCUCGAACCCCGCAUCGUGGGUGAGGAGCAUUACCGGCUGGCCCGUGGCGUUCAGCAGGUGCUUCAGCGCUACCGGGAGCUGCAGGAUAUCAUCGCCAUUCUCGGUAUCGAAGAGCUGUCCGAAGAAGACAAGUUGACGGUGUUCCGCGCACGCAAGAUCCAGCGGUUCCUGACCCAGCCGUUCUUCGUUGCGGAGACCUUCACCAGCCAGCCUGGCAAAUAUGUUCCUCUGCGGGAAACUGUCCGCGGCUUUUCCGAAAUUCUCGAUGGCCAGCACGACGACCUUCCGGAGCAGGCCUUCUACAUGGUCGGCACGAUCGACGAAGCAAUCGAGAAGGCCGAGGGAAUCCGGGCGCAGGGUAACAGACCGCUAUGCCGAUGA
Geodia barretti is the source of this 1416-nucleotide messenger RNA. The record is from the annotation of a GenBank genome assembly. Lineage: Eukaryota; Metazoa; Porifera; Demospongiae; Tetractinellida; Geodiidae.